UCGCGGCGGGCCGGCGGCAGGGAAACACUAUUAUGCUAAUGGUGUUUUGCUCGCACUCGCGGGGAGCGGGGUUUAAAAGGCAGCGGCCGGGGGCAGGGGUUCAAAGGAGGGAGGCACGGCCGCUCUGAGCGCGAGGGAGCGAGCGGACGGGACAGGACGGGAGGAGAGGAGCGGCGGGGGGGCAUCCACGCCUUCCCGGCCCGGCGGCGAUGUCCAACGUGCACCUCUCCGGCACCGCCGCCCUGGAGCGCCUCUCGGCCCGGCGAGCCCUGGUCGGGCACGGCCGCAGCCCCGUCUGCAGGAGCCUUUUCGGGCCGGUGGACCACGAGGAGCUGGGCCGGGAGCUGCGGGAGCGCCUGCGGGAGAUGGGGGAGGACGACCAGCGGCGCUGGGACUACAACUUCCAAACCGACACGCCGCUGCCGGGGCCCGGCCGCCUGCGCUGGGAGGAGGUGGAGGCCGGCGCCGUGCCCGCUUUCUACCGGGAGACUCUACAGGUGGGACGGUGCCGCGUCCCCCUCGUCCGGGCGCCCCCUUCCCCGCCGCCGCCGCCCGCCGCCGGCAAGGGGCCCGGGGGGCGCCUGAGCCGGGAGAACCGCGCAGCGCCCCGCCGCCGCGGCAUGCGGCUCCGCCGGAGGGGCCCGACCGCCCGCAUCACAGAUUUCUUCGCGAGGAGAAAAAGGCCGGCGGAACCCAAGGCGGCGGCGGAGCGCCCCACCGGCUGCCCGCCGCCCCCCGCCGCCGUGCCGGCUGAGCAGACUCCUCGCAAGCGGCUCCGGUGAGCCAGGUAAGACGUGCCCCGGGAGCGGGCGAGGCUGUCCAGGCGGUUUCUGCUGCGCUCUCCUCUUACUUCCUAUACCACAACCAAUUAUUUUUCCCUUGCUUACUUUUUCCCCCCCCUCCUCUUUUUUGUUCUUCUCCAGACUUUUGCACUACUGCACCCACGGGAGAGGCGCGCCGCCACGGGAGGCGCGACGCCCCGGAGGCGCGGGGGGCCGGGGCGGGCGGCGCGGCGAGCCGGGACCCCCCCGUGCCCGCCCGGCCCGGCAGCGGGAGCUGGAGCGGAGCCGCAGCGCCGGCCGCGCACGGAGCAGUGUUAUCGUACAACAGUGCAAUGUAUGACGUUCUGUAUAGAAAUGUAUUAUGCCUAAUGUGAGUACACUGGCCAGAAGUGUAAAGCUUUAAAAGUCAUUUAUAAGAAAUGUUUAAUCUCUGCUGAGCUCUCAGUGCAAAAAAAGGAAAAAUUAAAAAAAACAAGUGUAUAUUUGUACAAAACUUUUUUUAAGAGUUAUACUAACUUAUAUUUUCUAUUUAUGUCAGAAACGUGGAUAACUUUGACAUCCAAUAGUCUUUUUUUUUUCUUUUGGUUAAGCCAAAGGGCACUAUAUUUGCUUUUGUUAUUCACAAAAUGUAAAUUUAUUUUUAUAGUGGAAUUUUUUUUUUUUUUUGCAUUCACAAGAUGUAGCUAUGAAUCAAAAUAUUUUUUAGACUUUACUUGAAGACAAAUCUGUUUCAAUGGAUCCUGAGCCGGUCUGUACCACUGCCAUUGCAAAUAAUGCCACAACUUCAAUAAAAAAAAUUAAAUAAAAGGAAA
Serinus canaria (Common canary) is the source of this 1594-nucleotide messenger RNA. It is a transcript of the gene CDKN1C, whose product is annotated as cyclin dependent kinase inhibitor 1C. NCBI's taxonomy places the organism in Eukaryota, Metazoa, Chordata, Aves, Passeriformes, Fringillidae. The coding region runs from base 210 to 782 and encodes 190 amino acids. Gene Ontology annotation, biological process: regulation of cell cycle. The record is from RefSeq and is a predicted model, not a curated record. The transcript has 2 exons. Gene Ontology annotation, molecular function: cyclin-dependent protein serine/threonine kinase inhibitor activity. Gene Ontology annotation, cellular component: nucleus.